Molecule: messenger RNA, 2214 nt
Organism: Triticum dicoccoides
Lineage: Eukaryota; Viridiplantae; Streptophyta; Magnoliopsida; Poales; Poaceae
Product: probable acyl-activating enzyme 1, peroxisomal
Exons: 2
Coding region: 80-2101 (673 amino acids)
Source: RefSeq, a predicted model, not a curated record
GCAAGUUGGUUGUCUGCAUCCCGUGGCCUGCGUGAUCCUCCUCCUGACACCAUCACUCUCACUCUCACUCUCACACGCCAUGAGCAGCAGCAGAGCCGCGAUGCUUCGUAGACUAAUAACCCAUCGCCACCGCAGCAUCGUCAGCGUCUGCGACGGCAUCGGAUCACCCCAGCGCCAGCUGACCCGCCACCAUUAUUCUAAUCCCCACCAGGGUUAUUCUAAUCCCACCCCCGAUCUCGCCGGGGCGCGCGCGUUUACUUCUUUACUAUCCACGCCAUGGCCAUGCCGCCCGCGCGCGUCCCUGUCGUCGCUCUCCUUCUUCUCCAGCCUGGCUGGAAGGGGCGAGGAUCAGGAGGUGGAAGUGCUGGACAUGGACGCCGGCACGGUGCGCUGCGCGGCCAACUACGCGCCGCUCACGCCGCUCAGCUUCAUCGAGCGCGCCGCGGCCGUGUACGGCGACCGCCCCGCCGUGGUGUACGGGGAGGCCCGGCGGCGCACGUGGAGGGAGGUGCGGGAGCGCUGCGUCCGCGUGGCCGCCGCCCUCGCCGCACGCUUCGGCGUCGCCCGCGGUGACGUGGUGAGUAUGGAUGGAACUACCCUUCUCUGUUUUUUCACUAUUCGGAGUGUGCAGGUGGCUGUGCUCAGCCCGAACGUGCCUGCGAUGUACGAGCUGCACUUCGCCGUGCCCAUGGCCGGCGCUGUGCUCUGCACGUUCAACACGCGGCACGACGCGCCCAUGGUGUCCGCCCUGCUCAAGCACUCCGGCGCCAAGGUGUUCCUCGUCGAGUCCAGCCUCCUCCACGUCGGCAGAGCCGCCCUCAAGCGCAUCGCCGACUCUGAGUCCAACGCCGCCAGCAUUCCGGUUCUCGUAACCAUCUCGGACGACGCCGGCCAAGACUCCGGCCGGGCGGCGGACUACGACUACGAGGGUCUGAUAAAGAGCGCUCCGUCUGCGUUUGACAUCCGGUGGCCGGCGGACGAGCUGGACCCGAUCACGCUCAACUACACGUCCGGCACGACGUCGCGGCCCAAGGGCGUGGUGUACAACCACCGGGGCGCCUACCUCAACACCAUCGGCACCGUCCUGGCCUACGACAUCACCCCGAUGCCGACCUACCUGUGGACGGUGCCCAUGUUCCACUGCAACGGCUGGCACCUACCGUGGGGCGUCGCCAUGCAGGGCGGCACCAACGUUUGCCUCCGCCACUUCACCGCCGCCGUCAUCUUCGACACCAUCGAGCGGCACGGGGUGACGCACAUGGGCGGCGCGCCCACGGUGCUCAACAUGAUCGUCAACGCGCCGGCCGCGGACCGGAGGCCGCUGCCGGGGACGGUGCGCGUCAUGACGGGCGGCGCGCCGCCGCCGCCCCGCGUCCUGGCCGGGAUGGAGGAGCUCGGCUUCGCGGUGUACCACAUCUACGGCCUCACGGAGACGUACGGCCCCGCCACCGUGUGCACGUGGAUGCCGGAGUGGGACGCGCUGCCGGGCGAGGAGCGCGCGCGGCUCAAGGCGCGGCAGGGGUUCCAGCACAUCGCGAUGGAGGAGGCCGACGUCAAGGACCCGGUGACCAUGGAGAGCGUGCCGCGCGACGGCGAGGUGGUGGGCGAGGUGAUGUUCCGCGGCAACACCGUCAUGAGCGGAUACUACAAGGACAUCACCGCCACCAAGGAGUCCAUGGCCGGCGGGUGGCUGCACACUGGAGACCUCGCCGUGCGGCACCCGGACGGGUACAUCCAGCUCAAGGACCGGGCCAAGGACAUCAUCAUAUCAGGCGGCGAGAACAUCAGCUCGAUCGAGGUGGAGUCGGUGAUCUUCAGCCACCCGGCGGUGCUGGAGGCGGCGGUCGUGGCGAGGCCCGACGACCACUGGGGGGAGACGCCAUGCGCGUUCGUCAAGCUGAAGGACGGUGCUAUUGCCACGGAGGCAGAGAUCAUCGGCUUCUGCCGGGAGAGGCUGCCGCACUUCAUGGCGCCCAAGACGGUGGUGUUUGAGGAUCUGCCCAAGACUUCGACGGGGAAGACGCAGAAGUUUGUUCUCCGGGAGAAGGCCCGGGCAAUGGGCAGCCUUACCAAGAUAGUAGGAAACAACAGCAAACUGUAACAUUUGUAGUGUUGAAAAUGAUGUGACAUGUCGAUUAAAGCUGAAGCCAUUCAGUUGUUAACUAAACUAACACCCCGUUUCAGUAAGACCAUGUCGACUAAAACCGAAGUCAU